Molecule: messenger RNA, 836 nt
Organism: Leptosomus discolor (cuckoo roller)
Lineage: Eukaryota; Metazoa; Chordata; Aves; Leptosomiformes; Leptosomidae
Gene: DPH5
Product: diphthamide biosynthesis 5
Biological process (GO): protein histidyl modification to diphthamide
Molecular function (GO): diphthine synthase activity
Source: RefSeq, a predicted model, not a curated record
GUGAAGGGGCUGGAGGCGGUGAGGCGGUGCCGCAGGGUGUACCUGGAGGCCUACACGUCCGUCCUGACGGUGGGCAAGGAAGCGCUGGAAGAGUUUUAUGGGAAAGAAUUGAUUUUGGCUGACCGAGAAACAGUGGAACAAGAAGCCGAUAGCAUUUUAAAAGAAGCUGAUGUUUGUGAUGUCGCAUUUCUGGUAGUUGGUGAUCCGUUUGGGGCCACGACACACAGUGAUUUAGUACUACGUGCAGUAAAAUUGGGGAUUCCAUACAAGGUCAUUCAUAAUGCUUCAAUAAUGAAUGCAGUGGGCUGCUGUGGUUUACAGUUGUACAAUUUUGGAGAGACAGUUUCUAUAGUUUUCUGGACAGAUACAUGGAAGCCAGAGAGCUUUUUUGACAAGAUGGAGAAGAACAGGCAGAACGGAAUGCACACACUGUGCUUACUUGAUAUUAAAGUGAAGGAGCAGUCUCUGGAGAAUCUAAUGAAAGGAAGGAAGAUUUACGAGCCACCACGCUACAUGAGUGUGAAUCAAGCUGCAGAACAGCUUCUUGCCAUUAUUCAAAACAGGAGGCUUCAGGGAGAAGAACCAGGAAUUACUGAAGACACAAUUUGUGUUGGCCUCGCACGUGUGGGUGCUGCGGAUCAGAAGAUUGCUUCAGGCACGCUGCAGCAGAUGUCCACAGUGGAGUUAGGCGGUCCACUACACUCCUUGAUUGUUGCAGGCACUAUGCAUCCUCUGGAAUUAGAAAUGCUUAAGCUUUUUUCUGUAGAUAGUUCCAGUUUUGAAAAUAAUGAACUUCAAAGGACCACUUAAAUAAAAAGGAGGAAUUUAAAAUUUUA